Molecule: messenger RNA, 1611 nt
Organism: Lachancea mirantina
Lineage: Eukaryota; Fungi; Ascomycota; Saccharomycetes; Saccharomycetales; Saccharomycetaceae
Source: the annotation of a GenBank genome assembly
AUGUCGACGAACAAUGCUAAGGCAGAGCCCUUGGAAGAGCCUCAGUUAAAGCCUGUAAGGCUUAAAAAACUACCUACAUUGGACGAAGUUUCGGCAGCGACAAUCGACAAUCCUUUGCAAAGUAUACUGGGUAAAGCAAUUGCAGUGCAAUUGAAGGCCAUGAAUAAAAAUACUUGCAUGUCUCAGUUUGCGUUCGAAAAUGUAAUUAACCUUGUUGAAGAGAAUCUGUCCGAUAUGUUAAUGGAUCUUCACAAGAUGGCCAAUAUUCAAAGACGACAUCGAAUUUCAAAAAAGGACCUUGUACUCAUUUUACAAGGCUACGAUCUUAGCAGUUCGGAUCUAAUGCUUGAGCUCGAACGGUCCAACUUUGUCAGGUCGCAACAUGCGGCGGAUGUUCAAAAAUUGGGGGACAGCACGGCUGCUGUCGAAAUUCAAAGGCAUAAGUUUAAUUCGGAAAGUCCAGAUGCGGCUAAAGCUGAGCAGGAUUUGAGUGUGAUAGAGAAUGACAUCUUAGGACUUGUUCCACCUUCGAAGCGGCGCCGCAAGUACGUACCGAAAUGGCUACCAGAGUUUCCUCCAGAUCACACUUAUAGGUUCACUGCGAUGUAUAAUCGGCCCAUAACAGAUGAACGGCAAAUGCGGAAACAACUGGUAGAAGAAGCUAAGAGCUCAGAAAAGGCGCUGCUACAUUUGGUGCAAUUGGGCGAAGGCGACGAUCACAAGGCUGAAGUAGAUGAAGCGCAAAUUUUGGAACAGAGCCGACGGGAAACGGAAAUCGUUUUCCUGCAAGACAACAAACGCAAGAACUUUAUCAAAAUCAAUGAUCCUCAGGAGCUGAUGAACACGUCAAUGACGGAGAAUUUCAACGUCGAACAAUAUGCCAGAAACCGUAUUGGGCUAGUGCGAAAAAAGAUACAAGAUUAUGAAAAUCGACAGCUCAGGUUGCAAGAGGAUCCCUUUGUCAAAGCUUCCGUUUUAGUUUCACCGUUUGCACCGGACCCGAAAAAUUGUAAACAGGUGCAAAAGGAGAUCAAAACCAUGCUGAACAGGAGUUACACCGGAUUCCUUGAGUCUAUACCAAUUCUAAAAAAGAGGCGAGAAGAGGAGAAAGAACAAGCAGAAAAAAAGAGGCGUGAAAAACUUGAAGAGGUUCGUAAAAACCAGGAAGAGAAACGCCGUUCUGGUGAGGAAAUCGAUGUUUUAGAUCUGAACAAUUUGAGAGACGACAUGUUUUUCGAUGAAAUGGACAGUAGCGAAAGUGAAAAUGAAAACAAUCGUAAACAGGACGUUCAACAAGAUGGACGUAAAGAUGUAAAAGAACAGUUGCGUGGACAUGCUGACGACAGGCCUGCUCAAGAACUUGAGGUGAAAAACGAGGAUUUUAUAGAAGAUCAAAUUGACACGUCACAGCAAGAGGCACAAGCAGAUUCUAUGAUGGUUGCUGAAUUCCAAAAUGAUCUUAACUCCACAGCAUCUCAAAGCGCAGGUCCCCUGAGGGCGGUAGAUUCUAAUGAAGGUCAUGAAAAUAACGAGCCCGAUCUUUUUUCGGAAAGACAAUCAACUAUGGAAGAAGCUUUACCGAUAUAUCCAGAGAAACGCGGAAACGAUUAA